UGUGUUUUGUGCAUCUUUCUUUUCGCUGCGUUUUUAAUUUAUGCUAUCAGAGAGCAAAAAUUGCAUUUAAAGCCGUGUUAAUGUGUAUUUUUUGCCCCAAUGUGCGGACUCCAAUAAUGUGCUAAGUGCAUGAAUUUUUUUUAUUAUGAAGUGAAUGCAAUAAUUGAAGAAAACCACGCUAAAUCAAAAAGACGCGAACGAAGACGCUUAGAACAUAUACACAUAACAUGGAAGAUAUAGAAUAUCUCGAUGAGUAUAAAGAUCUAGUGAUGCCAGGCAUUAACAAAAACGUUUCGCGUGCGUCAGCGGCGGCAACUUCGGCGGCGUCGGCGCUUGGAUCUGGACAACGCCGCAGACGUCUUUCAUCGGAUUCGACUAAUUCAUCGUCCAUUGAUGCGGAUAUAUUCCAAAAGUUGUUCCAUGGCAAAUUUACUGACGAUGAGCUGCCUACAAAAAACAAUUCUAAGGGAAGGGGUAGGCGUUCACCAUUGUCCCCUUCCUCAAGUGAUGAGUCCAACGAUGCAUUAGAGGCUUUAUUCAAUCGAAAAACAAAUCUAGGAACUCAGGCCCAUAAGAGACGUGAACGUUACGAAUCCCUUGAUUCAAUUGAUGACUUAAGUCAAGCUUUGAUGCGUCCGACUCACAGAAGUAGUGCAACCAAACCAAAAAAAGCAUUUCCUCAGAAAACUAGCAAUAGCAGCACUAGUAAUAGUAAUAGGGGCAAUGUUUCAGCCAAGUCCACCUCAUCCCUGUCGACCAAAUCAAGUACCGGUCAACCAGCCAAAAGUAAAAGGUCUUCGGAUGUGUUUAGAUCAGGAGGACCUACCAAUGGCAACGUAGGCGGUCGAAACAAAGCUGUGACCAUUGUAAAACCCAUAAAAUCAUCUUUAUCGCCUAAUAAGCGUGAACCAAAAACAGAUCCAUUGAAUUUAAAAGAUUACAUAGACGGUUCCGAUAGUGACUCAUCCUAUGAAUAUGAAUCCGAUUUCUACGGAGAUGAGGAAGACGAUGACAUAUCGAAUCCCAUCAUUGAUUUAUCAACAGAUACGAGCAGAACCAAUUCGGUAGCGGACACUGUGACACCUGUUGUUUCUGAAGACGACGACCCGGCAGACGCCGCGGUACAGCAAGAGCAUCAAGAUCCGACUACAUCUACAGAGCCGCAGCCGCAACAAACAUCAAUGUGCGGCGACAAUGAACUUUUACAAUAUUAUUUGAAUAAUCUAAGCAAAGCUGAAACUCCGCCGAUAUAUAAAAAACUAAGUAGUGGCAGGAAAUGUCGCUCAAGUGAAAAGAAAUCUCCAUCUAACUCAUUGGAACAGGUUAAGCAUGGCGCCAUAGAGUCAGGCGGGUCAGUGGUCGAUAAAGAAGUCGCCACUGGCCCAGAGGAGAAUAGGGAUUCAAUAGAGACAGCUUGCUCAACAGAAAAACCUAAGGAAAAGCCAUACGACUUAAACGAUAGCCUAACUCUCGAAUCUGUACAGCGCAUGAGUCUGGAUCUGGCUGAGCAAAUAAUGCAAAUUGAUAAUGAGCGAACAAUUGAGUAUGAGCGGCAUUCGGGUUCGAAAGGGCGUAGUGUUCGUUCGAGAUCAAAUAUGUCCGACGAUCAUCCUAGCACAUCGAAUUCUAAAUCCUCUGCAUUGGCUCAUCGUCAUGUACGAAAAUUAACUUAUUCAAAUGAUCAGCUGGACAAGUGUGUGCCAUUAAAGGCAAAUGAAUUGAGACGCACACAGAGUGAUUCCGCUUUUCCAAAGCGUGACUCAAGGGGCAGGUUAAAUAAAAAGAGACAAAGUUCAUCAGUCGCAACAGAUCAAAGUAAUUCUACAGAAGUGGCCACCUCUUCCGUGCCAACAGAAACGCCAAUAAAACGAAAGCGUGGCAGGCCACGGAAAAUGAAACCCCAAGGAAUUGAAAUAAAAUCAUCUGAAACCAAACCAGAGAAUAAUACCGAAACCGAAUUGGAAUUGACGAAAGAAAAUAUUCAGAAUCCCCCCGAUAAGGAAAUUUCUAUUGUAAAGACGGAUAAUGAAAUUACGACACCCGAGACAGUAAGCUCUCUAGAAACGCCAGCACAAAUAGAGAACGAAAAUAAGGAUAGCACACUAACAGAAAAGACUAUUAAUGCAGCUGAAAAUCAAUUAAGCGCCAAAGAUGUUCGUGUAGAUGAAAAUGCAACGUUAGAAAUUCAUCAAUCGCAGAACGAAAUUCCCACCGAGGAUUCAAAACUAAUCUCAGAGAUUAAAAAUGUUCCUAAAGAUUUAAAACCAGUACAGGACUCUACAGAGGCGCUUGGAGCUCUUCCUGAAGUAUCAGUCAAAAGAAGAGCCUUACGCUCUGAUGAUCGCAAAUCUGAACUUAGUUCACAUGAAGUCGAAACAACUCCAUUGCAAGCACAAGCAAAUGAAAGUCGCAGUUCCAGGCGUAUACCAAAAAGCGAAACUCCAGUUCCAAUUACUGAGCAAAUGACAUCAAUACGGAAUAGGAGAAGAAAUGAUUCUUUGAAAUUGGCGAGUGAACAAUCAUCAGCAUCCACAACAUCUGAUAUUGAAAGAGAUAAAUCACCAAUUGGUAAACAGCCACGAAGUACACAAAAGCGUAACAAAGAUAAGUUUAUAAGAGACAAUAAAGAGUUGGCAUCAUCAUUAUCUCCCUUUGCGGAAAGAAUAACACGUAGUACUAAAAGGGAAGAAGCCAUAUUAGAGUUGCCUCAAGCCAGUGAUUCUAUUCAACAAAGGGGAGAAAGUACACGAAGUUCGGAGAGAUACAGUCGACGAGAUCCAGCAAAUAGAUCUCGUAAAGAGCUCGAAGCUGAAUCGACUGAGAAUUCGGAAAUAGCUAAUCAGCCCGAAUCGAGAACAGAAAAUCAAAAAUCUAAGGAAAAGAGUGCCAUCAAAAAGAAAACCAAAAAAAUUGUCGAUUCGCAACCAAAUGCGGAUCCCGAACUGGUUGAAAAGAAAGCUGGUGACAAAAGUGGAGACAUGGAAACCAAGAUACAAAACACAGCAUCUGAUGAGACGGAAAUAGUUCAGGAUGUCGAACCGAAUCCAAAACAGCAAUCUGGAGGCGACACGGAAAUGAAUCCAAUCGAAAAAAUCACAGAGACAAAAAUACAGAAAGAUGAGAACAUAAAACCCAUGAAGGAUGACGAAGUAAUAGAACCAGUUCAGGAGUCAACUAAAUCAAAUUUGGAACAAGAUAAUAAUGUAGAGUCAGAUCUCGUAGAGCAAACUACAGAUGAUUUAGAAAUAAAUCCUUUUGAAAAAAUUGCACAAGACAAAAUAGAGAAAGAGGAGAACAUAAAACCCAUGCAGAAUGAAGCAAUAAUAGAGCCAGUUCACGAGUCAACUAAAUCAAAUUCGGAACACGAUAAUAUUGUCAAAGAUAAACAAAAUACGGAAGUAGAAACGGAGCAACCCGAAAAGUCUGAAGGAAAAAUUUCUGAAAAUUCCACAAUCGAAAAGAAAAGACUUAGACCGAAAAAUAAAAACGUUUUGGAUAAAGUGAUAGGAGAUUCUGAGAUUGAGCCAGCUGAACAAAAAGCUAAAUUAAAAUCUGGUAAAAAGAAAGGCAGACAAAAUGACAAUGAAUCUGAAAUAUUGGUUCAAGCAGAAUCUACUCAAGAGAUUGCUACAGAGGAGACAUGUCUAGAUUUGGAUAGAGAAUCAAGGUUUAAAAAGGAAACUUCCGUUUCCGUGGAGGGGCCUAAACAAACGCAAGAGGAAGCAAAUUUCGAAAACAGGGUAGAAGUCUGUUGCAAAGAGAAAAGUACAAAAACUGUUUCACCAGACGCCGUACCACAAGUGGGUGAGGAAGUUGCUGUAUUAAAGGCUGAUGUGAACAAGAAAGUGGAAUUAAUUCAAACAUCUGUCGAUGGAGAAAUAGAACUGGUUACCGAAAAUACAUUAGAAUCGAAUGAACAUGAACAAAUUCAGAAUGAAGAAGCCGAAUCUAUGCAAACUGAAAUAGAGUCUCCACCAGAACUCAAUAUAGAGGAAACGCCAGUGGAAAAUGAAGUUAAUUCAAUAGACGAAGAACCCGAUGCAGUUCAUGGUAAUGAUGCCAAAUUAGAUUUUGAACUUGAACAAGCUGCACAAAUUGGGACCGAACUAACAGAAACAAAUGAUAUUAAAAAAGUAGAUGAAAUCCCAUGUGCGUUAGAAAGUGAACCAGUUGAGAAAACAAUUUUCGAAGAAUCAAAUUCUUCUGUUAUUGUGAAUGAAUCGAAUGACACUAAAACUGAAGUUGAUGAACAAACAAUGAGUUCUAAGGAACUGGUAGCGCAAUCAUCUAUUGAAACUAAUGAAUCGGCGUCGACAAAGAAUUUAUCAUUAAAAACGGUGAGAACAACCAAAUUGCGUUCUGUCAAGAAAAGGAAAGCCCUAAUUGCCAGAAGAAAAAAGAAAUACAGAACAAAAAAUAUUGAUGAAGCUGUAGAAGUUCAAGAAACGGUUCCAAUCGUUGAAUCCUUAGAAUUCACAGAACCUCUUCAGCCUGCAAAGAUAGAAAUCCAGAAAUCUUCAACGUCUACAUUAAGCACAGAUACCACCACCUCCUUAUCGCCCACAUCUGGUACAUGUCGGAAGCUGCGAGUUCUUGUCAAGCGAACACCAACAUGUUUAAAAGGUGAACGGCGGAGCUUGACUACAGGGAAAAAGUCAAAUCGAUUUGCGGAGAAAUUGGAUUCUAUUGACGAAUCCCCGGUUAUUUCUAGUGCUACUGAAAAACCUAAUGAAUCAGACAAACCAGACCAAGCGCUGACAGAAAUUAAAGAUAAGGAGACUCCAAUUAUUAACCAGGAAUCCCUCGAAAAAAAUAACACAGCUUUAGAUGACAUCGCUUGCAAUCCCAGUGACGAGGUUGCUCUUGCUCCUUCGGCAAGCUCUAUAAUAAACGAGUCAGAAACAACAGGUGUCACACACGAAGAGGAAUCCAGCCAGUUAGAUGUAGCUGCCAAACAAAAGAAAAUAGAAGAGCAAAAAAAGGAUUUGCAUCCAAUAGUAAAGAAUCAAGGACGUCGUCGCAAGCAAGUGAAUGAAGAGGAGCAACCUAACAAAAAACGUACCAGACUAGAUACUGAAAUAAAGACGGUUGGAAAGAGACAUGUUACAACAAUUGGACAGAAGAAGACUUUAUCAAGUGGCGGUCGCGGAAAUAUUGAAACAUCCACAGAGUCUAUUAAAAAACCACUGAUACAAACUCUCCUAGGACCAGAUGUGAGCCUGCGGAAGCCUGAAAAUGUCAACAAAUCGAUGGACUCUAAGAAAAUUAAUUCAGAUGAACAGAGCUACGUCACCGUAUUAACAAAAAAACCGACAGUCGCCGCAACUGCGACAAGUCAGGAGACUAAAAGUGCUCACACCAGUGUCGGAGCAGCUCCCAGAAAAGUUAAUAUAUCGAUUAGUGUUUUACCACCCAAAGAGGUUGAGGUUGAGUUGCCUGUGGCUAGUACGAUAACUGAAAAGAGAAACAUUACUGCAUCCACUAUGGUGAGCAAGAAAAAUAAGUGUAUUCCUAACAAGACGACGCCAAUCGCUCCCCCUAAAAAAGCAAACUUGUUAAAUGCAGCUAAAAUUCCUGACAAGAAUUUGUUAGCCCAAUCGGAACAAAGUAAAAAAUCUGAGCCACGCAAGUCCGAAGUUAAAACUGGAUUAGAAGCAACUAUUGCGCCUGCUACUAAACCCUUGGCCAAGGCGAAACAGGGCUCUGAGGCGGUAGCCAAAACAGAUAAAACAGUUGUUGAACAUCCUGUCAAGCAGUUACCAGAGCCACAGCUACAGUUGGAAUUAGAGGUAUCUGCUAAUAAAUCUCUUGAACAGCAGAAAAAGUUGCCGUCACGUAAAUCGGAAGGAGGUAAAGCACGCAGAAGUGCGAUUAAAACUGAUCCUCUGUCUAACACCAUUGAAAGAAAAUCCUUACCAUUGACAAGACCAAGUCAAGAAUCCAGUUCUAGCAGCACAACACUAAAGGCCAGUGAAGUGGAAAGCUAUGAAUCUGCGGAAUCUCUAGAUCAUAGCUUAAGUUUGGUUAAGCGCAAGUCACAGGAUAAUAAGCAGUCCAGCGAUGGCAGUGAAAAAGUCCUUUUGGAAACAGAAGUUGUCUCAUCUUCAAUGGACGCGUCGAAGGACCAACUGGUGGAAAAGAAAUCGCGAAAAACUGUUGCUUCUGUUACUACACACAUGACACGAUCGUCUAGUUGCAAUCGAUCGUUGUCUGCAACACCAAUUGCAACGCCACAAAGGCAACGUAAGGUCCCAAAUAAAGUGUCAGGAGUUCCGCUAGUAUCUGGAAAGGUGGAAGCGCAAGAACUUCCUGCGACCCCGCGCAUGAAUUCACGUCGUUCGCAAAAGGAUCUAAGUACUCCCUACUUAGAGCUGGUAAAUCAUGGCUAUACCAGAAAACGCAAAAUGCCAGCUAAUGCAGCAACUGAUGCAAAACGGGCAAAGCAACAGCCACAACCAAAUGAAGAAACGAAAAGUACCGAGUCGUGGGCAGAGGAAAUGCUGGCACAGGAGGUUCGUGUUGAGGUAGAUAUUCCGCAGCAGCAAGUACAACAAAAUGAAAUGCAGCUAGAGCAAACGGAUCAGAAUAGAAAGCAUCAGUCGCAAAAUCUACAGGAGGAAGUCGUCCAACCAAUGGAAACAGAUGUACAGCUUCAAGAAGUACAAGAGACUGCGGUACAGCAAAAUAAGGAUGUUGAUCGGCAGCAAGAAGAGCACACGAAUGUAGCUUUCCCAGUGAUGAUAACCGCAGCAAUAGACAAGCCUCCACUGGCAGCAGCAACUUCAGCAAGUAUAGUGGCUCAUCCAAAUCCAUCGGAUACUUUAGUAGAGGAAGUACGAACUAUACGGCGGUGUCGCGUUCGUCUUAAUCGUAAGAUUGUCCGAAAUUGGAUUAACGAACAGCAUCAAAUACUACAACAACAACAAAAACAAGAGGAGCAAAAAAAAAAAAAGAAUGUGAAAACAAAGAGCGAGAAGCUGCAGCUGAUACCGCAAAUGAAUCAAGAUCCUCCCCAAGUUCCCCCUCAAGUUCCACCCACUCGGUCAAUUGAGGACCAGUUGCCAGCAUUGCCAACGUUACACGAAAUUGAACAAGUACAUGAAACGCUGCCUCCGCCCGAACCAACUCCUGCGAGGGAAGAGGUCAAGAGUGAGGCGGAAGAUAUUCCUGUCGUAGAGCCAGUAUCUCAACCGAUGGACAUUUCACCAGACCCCACACCAGCAGCGACAUUAGCUCCAUCCCAUGCCCCUCAUCAGGUUAUCAGAAUUAAUGCUCCGACUCGUUCGGCUAGUAAUCAAAAUAAUGCCACUUCAAUUGGUGGUAGUGGUGCUGCUGCUGGCCAGCUUCCAUUUGGAAGUACAAAAAUGUUCUCUUUUCUUUAUCCAAUGCGAUAUCAGCACUCAUAUGGGGCUGUUGGUCUUGACUUUUGUUGCCCCAAUUUGGAUGGACCGAUGCGGGCCAUUGAUCCGACUCGCUUACACGACAAGGUUGAAUUGCCAGUGUUGGAGUUGCCCCAGUAUAUGGUUAUAUCAACGAAGUUCAUAUCUAAGCAAGACAAAAAUAUACCUAACAAGGUGCGAGCGAAGAUGGCAGAGAUGGCCAAAGAUGGUAAACCUUUAACCGGCCAGACCAUUCAAACUGGCAUGCUUACGCCAGAUCCAAUUUUAUCUGUAACAAAUGAUGCAUCAGCACCAGUAUCAGUCCCACCAUUGGCACCGAUUCCCGUUCCCAGUUUGCUUACUGCAGCACCGGCUUCAAUUCCUGAACCUGAAGUUAGUUCAAUUGACGCCUUGUCAAGACAAUUGCCAAGAGGCACAACGUUAACUAAAAAGGUAUUGCCACCGGGUGCAAGUAUGCCCCUACAGGCCGGGUCAUCCAAUGCUUCUCAAUUGGGACCACGAGAAUUAAUUCAACUGCCACCCAUUUGUCCUGCCGAUAAGCAGCGUUGUGAACUACAAACUCGUGUGCAGCUGUUUGAUUUGGUGCUGCAGGAGCUAAGUAGGCGUGCCACCUUGUUGACAGUUGCAGAACGUCAGAAAACAAUCGAAGAAAUUGUUAAGACCAGCACCCUUUUGCCCAUAGAUGUUGAUGUUGGCACCAAACUGCUCGAAAACUAUGUAUAUUAUCUUAAUAGGGCUACGAAUAGUAACAUCCCAGUGCCAUCUUACCGCAUAAACACGGUGGCUCCAGCGACAACAAUGCCAUCCCCAGCAAUGACCAAUACACAAUCGCCAGUAAGCAACUCAGUUCUGAGUAAGUGCACUCCGAGGAAACUGCCGGCAAGCAUCCCCCUGUACGACUCGGAUCGCAACAUCAUCGGCUAUCAGCGUCUCACAGAAAGUGUCACAACAAAAGGAUUGCCAGUUACCUGUAGCACAUCAAUUGUCCCCACACAGCUGACACAAGAUCACCGGGUAUUGUCAACACCGGCAGAUAAAACAAAUGCCAGGGCCACUGCAAUCACCCACAGAAAGGUUGUUGCCAAAACGAUGACUCCGCCAGCCCACUGGACAUCUCCUGAGGAAACAGGUCCAACCAUUCGCAGUAUAAAAAAUAUUGGUAAUGGUAAAAUGAUAUCGUUUAAUCCACCGUCAGUUCAAAAACCAUCAACAACAUUUAAGCCGCAAACAAUCACUAAAAGCCCUGCGAUUGGCAACGUUUCUAAUCCAACAAGAAGUAAACCCAUAACAACACCUGCUCCAAUUUCAGUUCCCGCCGCCCCCAAUAUCACGCCGAAUCUUUUCGUUGUGAAUCAGGUAUCAGCGCAACCAGAGGAAUGCAUCUUGCCCGAUGUUACAAAUACAGUUCCUUUGGAAACUGAGAUAAAAGGCGAGGUUGAGGAUGUGGUGGAAAUCGUUCCUUGAAAUAGGACAGAAACUUAAUAUUAAAAGAAUGAAUAUUAAAUGAAUUGUUUUUAUUUUAAGUUACUUUUAACUGGUAGGCUUAGUCCAAUGAUAUUAAUCGUCCCGUGACACAAACACAGCUUAUGUCAAACAUUAUUCUGGAGUCAUACAAUUAAUUUCUGCAACCCUUUCGUCGUAUGACCUAAUCGUAGGCAUUAUGUGAAACAUUAUUUUGGAGUAGAAUUUGUAAAAAUGAGAAUGCCUGUUCCGGCACAAAUUUUUUGAUAUUAUUCCCUACUAAAAUGAAAUCGAAAUUUUUUUAAAGUGAUUUAAGCAAAUGAAUAUAUAAAGUAAAAACCGGAACAGUCUCAUAUUUAGUCGUAAAUAUAAAUACUUUUUUUUUUAAUAAAUAUACUAAACAUAAAAUAAAUUGUGGCUGUCUUCAAUUAACAAUGAAUUUCCAUUUUUAAACGCUAUACUAAAUACAAGUAUUAAAUGCAGAGAACUUUGCGAAAUCGAAAUUGAGAACAUCCUUCACACAUCGAUAAGUCAUCGAUAUGUUAAGCUUUCGGUCAAUGACGAAAUACUUUGAAAACAUCCACAAAACUUGGUAUUUAAAAAUAAAAGAACACUCAACUGAAAGGUUUAGUUUCGAAAAGUAAACAAAAUGACAGAAAGCGACCAAAAAGCAGAGGAAUCAAAAGCUAUACAUACAAACUUGCUGGCAUUGUAUCCCAACCUGGACGAUCGCUUAGAAAAAUAUAUGAGAUUGUUUUGUUAUGUGAAUCCCGAUAAAGGUCCUACGAAAUGUGAUCUAACAAUCGUAGAAUAUUUGGGAGUAUUCAGUCUUAUAGAUGUUCGGGCACCAAGACGUAAACUUUGGUAUAUAUACUACAGUCGAUCGGACGAGAUUGGUAACACCGUGGAUAGGAUUCAUAGGAAAUAUGGCCAAAAAAAUAUGUAUGAAUUGUUUCGCAAACCGAUCUGUAGUGGGGCUGAUUUACGGACGUCGGUUAAAAAACAUUUUGGCAAUCUAAAAUGGCGUGUAAAGGGAAAUUUAUUGGAAGCCCCCCCACAAAGUGCUUACACAGAUGAAAAAGUAAUCAAAAUAUCAUUGAUGUAUACAAUGCCGAAAGGCGUAUAUAUUAUGAUUACCUAAAGGAACGGAAUGAUUAUUUGGCUCAGUGGAAUAAAUUCUUUUCAACGUAGACUUAAUCCA
Molecule: messenger RNA, 10062 nt
Organism: Drosophila willistoni
Lineage: Eukaryota; Metazoa; Arthropoda; Insecta; Diptera; Drosophilidae
Gene: Su(var)2-HP2
Product: titin
Source: RefSeq, a predicted model, not a curated record